This is a messenger RNA of Psammomys obesus (fat sand rat), 1217 nucleotides long. It is a transcript of the gene Pmm1, whose product is annotated as phosphomannomutase 1. Gene Ontology annotation, molecular function: phosphomannomutase activity. Gene Ontology annotation, cellular component: cytosol. The transcript is spliced from 8 exons. Bases 63 to 851 code for a protein of 262 amino acids. Gene Ontology annotation, biological process: GDP-mannose biosynthetic process; mannose metabolic process; protein N-linked glycosylation. Lineage: Eukaryota; Metazoa; Chordata; Mammalia; Rodentia; Muridae. The record is from RefSeq and is a predicted model, not a curated record.
UCUAUAGCGCGCGACCCCGGCGGCCGCUGCGGCGACGGCGCUCGGCGCGCGGAGCGACAGCCAUGGCUGUGGCCGUCGAGGGCUCCCGCAGGAAGGAGCGCAUCCUCUGCCUGUUCGACGUGGACGGGACCCUCACGCCAGCACGCCAGAAAAUUGAUCCUGAGGUGUCAGCCUUCCUGCAGAAGCUGAGAAGUAGGGUGCAGAUUGGCGUGGUAGGGGGCUCGGACUACUGCAAGAUCGCUGAGCAGCUCGGUGAUGGGGAUGAAGUCAUCGAGAAGUUCGACUAUGUAUUUGCUGAGAACGGGACGGUGCAGUACAAGCAUGGGCGGCUACUCUCUAAGCAGACCAUCCAGAACCACCUGGGGGAGGAGCUGCUGCAGGACUUGAUCAACUUCUGCCUGAGCUAUAUGGCCCUGCUCAGACUGCCCAAGAAGCGGGGAACGUUCAUCGAGUUCCGGAAUGGCAUGCUGAACAUCUCACCCAUUGGCCGCAGCUGUACCCUGGAAGAGAGGAUCGAGUUCUCAGAACUGGACAAGAAGGAGAAAAUCCGGGAGAAGUUUGUGGAAGCCCUGAAGACAGAGUUUGCUGGCAAGGGGCUGAGGUUCUCCCGAGGAGGCAUGAUAAGCUUCGAUGUCUUCCCUGAGGGCUGGGACAAGCGCUGCUGCCUGGACAGCCUGGAUGAGGACAGCUUCGACAUCAUCCACUUCUUUGGGAACGAGACCAGCCCUGGUGGGAAUGACUUUGAGAUCUACGCGGACCCCCGGACUGUCGGCCACAGCGUGGUCUCCCCUCAGGACACCGUGCAACGAUGCCGGGAGCUCUUCUUCCCAGAGACGGCCCACGAGGCAUGACGGUGUCCGCAGCUGAGCAUCGGGACCUUCAAAGAGCUCCGGCCAGGCCUGAAGGGAGAACUGUGGGGUGCCGAGGUUCCCAUCCCACUGGUCCAGGAUGGUUGUAUCAUGUGGGGAGCCACCAGGCCCGUUCACACAGGGCCAGGGCCUAUGCGGCAGCAGUCUCCAGCCAGGUGGCGCCUGAUGAGACAGUCUACACCGACAUCCGUGGCCUGCUGCUGCUGAUCUUUGGGAGAGAAUAAGUUUCACCCCAGAGGGUGGUUGUGAGUUAUGCUGUGGAGCCUGCUGGCCACAGAGUGGCAGGGAAGGGGCACUACUCAAAGGACUUUGUCGCAGAUAUUAAAGUUCCCAAAACAAGGUGUGUUA